CAGCAAAUCAUUUGUUUAGCAGUGUAUGUGUGUGUGUGUGUGUGUGCAUUUCAAAUGAUGUUGGCACAAAGCGAAGCAAAUUUAUUUGCAUUUUUUAUGCGCAUACAGUAGCUUAACAAACUGUACACACAAACUCAGCUGCAUAUUGUGGCAUCUAUAUAUAAAGCGCGUGCCACACAUCAAAUAACAUAAACCAUUGGCAGCCAACAUGAAACACUUACCACUAAUAAGGAUGCCGCUGCUUUGCUGCCUCAUCAUUGCUGCGCUGAGUCUGCGUCUGGCGUCGAUUGAAGCUCAUGAGCAUAGCGAUGGAUUCAAACCAGAUGGUGAAAUCUUGCGCGUGCUUGUCAAUAACUCGGCUCAAAUCAAAUGCGAUGUGGGCUCCAGCUUGACCGAUGACAAAGUGCUGCUGGUUGUCUGGUACAAAAACAAUUUGCCCAUUUAUAGCUAUGACACACGUGGCGCCCACGCGGGCACGCCCUCCCAUUGGCGAGACGAGGAGGUGCUUGAGGAUCGCGCUGUCUUUCGCACGCACAAGGAGCCGGCGGAAUUGAUUAUAAAUCCAGUUAAGGAAAAGGAUGCGGGCAACUUUCGCUGUCGUGUGGACUUUAAGCUAUCGCAGACAAGGAACAGCAAUGUCAACUUGGAAGUAGUUGUCCCACCACAGCAGCCUGUCAUUUAUAAUGAGCGGCGCUUGCGUAUUGAUUCGCGAGCGGGUCCCUAUGAGGAGGGCGGCAGCUUGGAAGUCACCUGCGUCGUCUAUGGCGGCUCGCCACCGCCAACUGUUACUUGGCUCAUGAAUGGACAACUUCAGAAUAGCGUUGUGGACUACACAUACGACGGCGCCAUCAACAGCAAGUUGGUGGUACGCAACUUGUCACGCAUUCACCAGCAUGCGGUCUACACGUGUCAGGCGAGCAAUUUCCACAAGAAAUACGUUGCCACCAAUAUAACCAUUGAGCUCUACUUGCGACCGCUGCUGGUCGAAAUAAGCUUCAACAAUCAGCCCAUGUCGGCAGAUCGCAAAUACGAGAUUGAGUGCCAGGCGAUUGGAUCGCGGCCGCCAGCCAAAAUAACCUGGUGGAUGGGUAAUCUAGAGAUGCAUGGACAUAGUCAGAAGGUCUCUGAGGAUGGCAAUGUCAGCACUUCUAUUUUGACUAUAACGCCCACAAGGGAGGAUCAUGGCAAGGCGCUAUCCUGUCGUGCCACCAAUGAACUAGUGCGCAAUGGCAUACGAGAGACAGCAAUGAAACUGAAUGUGUUCUUUAUACCCACCUUACAACUGGACCUGGGCUCAAAUCUAAAUCCCGAGGAUAUCGAGGAAGGCGAUGAUGUUUACUUCGAGUGCAAAGUGCAUGCAAAUCCAGCCGCUUACAAAGUUGUCUGGAAACACAAUCAUCAAAUCAUACAGCACAACCAGCGUGCGGGCGUCAUCGUUAGCAGCGGCGACUUGGCGCUGCAGGGCGUCACACGUCAUCAGGCCGGAAACUAUACAUGCACAGCCUCCAAUGUGGAGGGUGAUGGCGACUCCAACAUCGUGGAGCUCAAAGUGAUGUAUAAACCAAUUUGCAGGCCCGAUCAAAAGAAAAUCUACGGCGUAGCACGCAGCGAAUCUGCCGAAAUCGUUUGCGAAGUUGAUGCUUUUCCACCACCCGAAAACUUCAAGUGGUCCUUCAACAACACCGCCGAGACCUUUGAUAUGCCACAAAGCGGCUUUCGACCCCACUCCGCACAGGGCUCCACGCUCACCUAUACGCCAGUUAAGGAAAUGGACUUUGGCACUAUCAUGUGCUGGGCCGACAACAAUGUGGGUCAGCAAAAGGAGCCGUGUGUAUUUCAUUUGAUAGCUGCCGGCAAGCCGGAAGCGCCAACCAAUUGCACCGUGGUCAAUCAAACGUCCGAUUCGCUGGAAGUCUACUGCAUUGAAGGUUUCGAUGGUGGCAUGCGCCAGAGAUUUCUCAUGGAAAUCUAUGAUCAGCAGAGCGGCAUACUCCAGGCAAACAUAACCGCCAAGUUUGCGGUGCUAAGUGUGACAGGCCUCGAGGCUGGACGCUAUUUUCGCAUGUAUAUCUAUGCAAUGAAUGGACGUGGACGCAGCGAGGCGGUGGCCGUGGAUGGCUACACGCUUAAAGCCGCUGAGAAGCAAACUGUUGCAUUGACCUCGUUCAAGGGCAGCGCACAGGGCGCCGGCAGCAACAACUUUGAGCUAACACCCAUUUUGUCAAUUGGCAUAUUUGUGGGCAUACUGGUGGCUUUGGUCUGCAUUGGCAUUGGAACGAUUGCUGCAUUGAAGCUGCGCUCGCAUAAGCAUCAGCAGCAACAGAAAUUUCAACAUUCUAAUGCAAAGUUCUCACGUCCGGGCAAUUUGCAAAUUAAGGAUAAAAUCUCAUUGCCAUUGAGUCACUCCGAGGAGAUGUACGACGAGAAGAAUCCCGAUGUGGUGCCAUACAGUGAGGUGGAUGGCGAAUAUAAACAAAAAUCAGCAACACAAACGCCAUCGGGACAUCUCUCAACAACCAGCGAAGCGGAAAUCAGCUGCAAGCCUGGCGCCACAGCUAACGCUAACGUUGGCAGCGCUGUGGGCGCUGCCGGCAACGCAGACAGCGGCACCUAUCAAAGUAGCAAGGACGAUGAGCUGCACUAUGCUGAGCUGGCGCUUAACAAUCCCAAUCCCAGCGGCAGCAGCAGCAGCGCCAAAAAGGCAGCACCAAGCAAUGCUCAGCAGCUGCCACAGCAGGCGCUGCCACAGCAAGCAGCCGCCGCCAUGAGCGGCACAUUGCCACACGGCUCCAGCAUGCGCAAAAUGCUACCAAACCUGCCGGCAACGGCCACGCUGCAGCGCCACAAGCCAAAUGCGGGCGGCAUGCAGCAUCCGCAUCAGCAUGCGCCGCCACCCACAUACGAUUAUUUCGAGGAGCCAACGAUAUAUGCACAAAUAGAUGCCUACAAGACACGCAGUGGCGUCGCUGCUGCUGCUGCUGGCAUACAGGUGGACACUGGGGGAGUGGCUGGGGUCUUUGGGCCAUGCAUUUCAUCGCCAGGAUCACAGGGUACGCCAUCGACAGUGUCGCCAGGCACGGUGCAGAUGUAUACGCUGCCUCCGCAUCCGGGCGGCUAUCACACUCUGCCGCACAAUCAUCAGCAGCACCAACAGCAGCAGCAGCAGCAGCAGCAACAGCUGCCGCACAGUCAGUCAAAGAUGCCGCACAGCUCGGCUUCAAUGAUGCAAAUGAUGCAGCAACAGUUGCAGCAUCAUCCAACUGGCAACAUGCCCAUGCCGCCAUCCUACCAGCAGCAUCAACAGGCGCAGCAGCAGCAGCUGGCGCAUGGCCAAAUGCUCGUCUCGAGCAACAGCAGCGGCUUGGCCUCCACUGCCGCCGUUGCCAGUCCCAGCAGCUCGCUCUCCGGACUCUCCGCCGUGGGCAAGUCCUAUUCGCGUGAGAUUGUCACUGUGCGCACACCGCUCAUGUAUUCGCAGCAGGAGAGCUGCGUCUAAAGCUCCAACUGCAACUCCAACUCCAACUCCAUUUGUAAAUGUCUUUGCGCUCCUUGAGGUUUGUGUCUAGGCUAAGCAUUGCCAAAAACGAAUUGAACUGUUAAAUCGCAAACUAUUUUAUGCAAACUUUGCCAGCAGCUAAUUUCCAUUUGAACUCAAGCACACACACAACUCUAAUGCAUGUUUAUGAAUGUCCUACAAGCUACUCCUAGCAAUAAAUGUAUAUUUUACAAACAGAAAACGCAGCCAUAAAUUUAACAAACUGUAACAAAUUGCUAAUCGAUAAUGAUUAACAUAUAUACAUACACUCUGAUAUAAGCAGCAGCAGCAGAAUUAAUGAGAUGCCGCAUGCACAAAAUAUUCGCAUGUAUUUUGAAUUUAUUGUUUUUUCCAUACGCAAGCCGCAAGUCUAGCGCAUAGGCUUUAAUUUCUGAACUUCAAUUGGAAAAUUAAUGGCCAAGUGACUUGUACUUAGUAGCUGUCAUUAAUUAGCAAAUAAUAUUUGUGAGUGUGUGCAUGAAUUUCCGUUGGACAAAUCAUUUUAAAUAUCAUUAUAGUGAAUGGUUCCUUCCUUACAGUAAGUGUACGUGUUUUUAUAUACGCAGCAAAUCAUAUGAAGCUAUUUUAUCAACUUUCUUUUGAUGGAGCAAACUAUUCAAUUUCGAAUUUGUAAAUGUCUGUGUAAAUUUCUUAAACAGCAGCGAUAACUAAAAAAAAUCACACAAUUUAUAGCAACUAAGCUCAAUAUGCGUAUACAAUUAAAAACAUUUUAGCUGUAGCUCUUAAAAAACAGAAAUCAAAGGCUCACACACAAAUACAA
Messenger RNA from Drosophila busckii, 4316 nucleotides. Its product is annotated as protein turtle homolog B. Gene Ontology annotation, molecular function: protein binding. The record is from RefSeq and is a predicted model, not a curated record. Bases 209 to 3496 code for a protein of 1095 amino acids. Lineage: Eukaryota; Metazoa; Arthropoda; Insecta; Diptera; Drosophilidae. The transcript has 16 exons.